GCGCGAUGGAGAUCUGGAGCAGCCCCGCUGCCUACGAUGAGCGCAGCGGGAGCGCGGAGCGGGGCGGCGGCACCGACCCCAUCGCCCGGGAGCUGGAGGAAGUCCUGUGCGCUGAGCGGGUGGCCAGGAUCACCAAGACCUACCACGACAUCGAUGCUGUCACCAACCUGCUGGAUGAGAAGGAGCGGGACCUGGAGCUGGCGGCGCGCAUCGGGCAGUCCCUGCUGAAGCAGAACCGGAGCCUGACGGAGCGCAAUGAGCUCCUGGAGGAGCAGCUGGAGCUGGCCAAGGAGGAGAUCGCGCAGCUGCGCCACGAGGUUUCCAUGCGGGACGAUCUGCUCCACUUCUACACCACGACAACGGAGGAGAGCGAGCCCAUCUCCUGCUCCUCUGCACCCUUGCAGCGGCCGGAGCCCUCGCUGUCCCUGCAGCAGUACUUCCAGUACGAGACCCUGCAGCAGAAACUCAAGGGCCUGGAGGAGGAGAACCAGAAGCUUCGCAUGGAGGCCACCAACAUCACAACCGAGACCUGUCGGUACGAGGAGCAGGAGCAGCAGCUGAUGAUCGACUGCGUGGAGCAGUUCUCCGAGGCCAGCCAGCAGGUAGCCCAGCUCUCGGAGGAGCUGGCCCGCAGGGCGGAGGACACGGCGCGGCAGCAGGAGGAGAUCAGCCAGCUCCUGGUGCAGGUCGUGGACCUGCAGCACAAGUGCCGUGCGUACGGCGCCGAGGUGGAGGAGCUCCAGCAGCACUUGGCUGCGGCGAAGGAGGUGCAGCAGCAGCUCCGGAUGGAGCUGCGGGACUUGCAGGAGAAGUACACGGAGUGCGGGGGGAUGCUGCAGGAGGCCCAGGAGGAGGUGAAGAGCCUGCGGAGCCGCAGCCUGCCCAACAGCACCGUCAGCCGCUACAGCACUGCCAGCCUGCUGCCCGUGGACUCGCUGGCAGCCGAGAUCAAGGGGAUGAUGAGGAAGGGCGCGGACAGCUCCUCCUCGGACUACAAGAGCUGCCGGCGCAUCUUUGAGACGGUGAAAGCAGUGAACCAGGCGGCCAAAGCCAAGUCUUGCUCCGAGUCUCCCCACAACACGCCGGGCUCCAAGCCGUGUUCCGCUGCCCCUUCCAUGGGGAGCAGCACCCCCCGCACCGGCACGGAGGGUGCCCGGGCCGAGGGCCCCGGAGCGGAGCCGCGGGCAGCACCGGGCCGGCAGGACCUGGAGGCCGCAGUGCAGCGGCUCUCGGUGCAGCAGCAGAGCCGCGGGGAUGAGCGCUCCUCGCUGGAGGCGGAGCGGGAGCGCAAGCUCUGGCUGCGGGACGGGGACAGCUCCAGCGGCUUCCUCAGCCCCAGCGGCAGCAUCGGCUCCACCGGCACCAACCGCUCUGCGAGCUCGGAGCUCACCGCCGGCUCCGGCUUCUCCCUCGGCUCCCUCUCCUACCUGCCCGACAAGCUGCAGAUCGUGAAGCCCCUGGAAGGCUCGGUGACGCUGCACCAUUGGCAGCAGCUGGCACGGCCCAACCUGGGCGGGAUCCUGGUGCCCCGUCCCGGGGUGCUCACCAAAGACUUCCGGCGCUUGGACAUCGACCAGGAGCACGUUUACAGCCUCGACGACCUGGAGGAGGACGACGAGGACACCGGCUCCUUCCAGCUGCUCCCUACCUCAACCCCCGCCAAAGCCAAGGAGCGCCCCGGGGUGUUCCUCUCUGUUAGCAACCUCCCCCAGACCCCGUCCACCUUCACCAUCACCACCUGCCACAUCCUCCACCCCACCACCGCGCUCACCACGGUGACACCCAGUCUCUAUAACGCGGUCGUGCCUUCUUGUGGGCCCUUUGAGGGGCUGAACUGCAGCAGCCCCCGCCCCACCAGCACCCCCGUGGGACUCGUCAGGCUCCUCCUGGGCCGGGGCAUCCUCCCCUCGGUGCCAGGGAUCCCCCGUGCUCAUCCCCGGCCCUUCCCCAUGGCCGGGGGGCAGGAGGGACCCCGGCCCCGGAGCAGCAUCUUCAGCUUGAACCUGGUGGAGAAGCUGCGGCGCCUGGGGCUGGACACGGUGGUGGCCAGAGGGGAGGUGUCCUGCACCCGGGGGCAGUACAGGGGGGGCCGGGGUGCGCUGACCUGAAGGUGCCGCAGCACCCGGAGGCUCAGGAUGAGAAGCGUUGUCAUGGGCCAGCCCUGGGGCGAUGGAGAUGGGGCAGCCCCAGCACUGGUACCUA
Neopsephotus bourkii (Bourke's parrot) is the source of this 2202-nucleotide messenger RNA. It is a transcript of the gene HAP1, whose product is annotated as huntingtin associated protein 1. The coding region runs from base 6 to 2108 and encodes 700 amino acids. Gene Ontology annotation, cellular component: dendrite. Lineage: Eukaryota; Metazoa; Chordata; Aves; Psittaciformes; Psittacidae. The transcript is spliced from 15 exons. Gene Ontology annotation, biological process: neurotrophin TRK receptor signaling pathway; neurogenesis; anterograde axonal transport of mitochondrion. The record is from RefSeq and is a predicted model, not a curated record. Gene Ontology annotation, molecular function: signaling receptor binding.